AUGGCGGAAUCGUUUCUAUUCAGCUUAUCAACGAACCUUUUGAUCAAGUUAAGCUCCCUUGCCUCCAAAGAACAUAGCUCGUCUUCGGGUACUCUCGAACCCGAUUUGAGAAAGCUAGAAGCAACCUUGUCCACCAUCAAAGCUGUGCUUUUGGAUGCCGAGGAACAACAAACGCAUAACCACGAGCUCCGUUUCUGGCUCUGGAAGCUCAAAUACGUCCUUUACGAUGCGGAGGACGUGUUGGAUGAAUUCGAGUACGAAGCUUCGAGGAGGCAAGUGGAGAAGCCAAAGGUAAGCUCCUUCUUCUCAAGCUUUCAGUCCAAAUUGAGUCCUAAAAUCAAGGAGAUUAGGAAGAGACUAGAUGAGAUUGAAGCUAGUGUGUCUAAAUUUAAUCUUAACGAGCGUACUGACGUUAGACGAGUCUUUUCAAGGAACUCGUUUGACAAUGCCAAUGAUGUUCUUGGUAGGGAGGGUGAUAAAGAAAACAUGGUAAACCUUUUGAUGCAACCAUGUGAUCCGGUUGAAAGUUUCUCGGUCAUUCCUGUAGUUGGAAUCCGAGGUAUCGGAAAGAGUACACUUGCGAAAAUGGUGUAUAAUGACGGAAGGGUGGAUAAACACUUCGAACUAAGGAUGUGGGUGUGUGUAUCUGAUGACUUCGACGUCAGUAAAUUGAUGAAAGAAGUGUCCACUUCUGCAAAUGGGAAGAAGUUUUUUCUUGUCUUAGAUGAUGUACGGUCUGAAAGUCAUGUUAAUUGGAAUGAUUUGAGGGAAUUAUUGUUGGAUUGUGCUAGUGGAAGUAAAAUUAUGGUUACUACAUGUAGUAACCAAGUUGCCUCGACAAUGGGCUCUGUUCCUGCGUAUGUCUUGAAAGGUCUUUCCCAUGAGGAUUCUAUGUCGUUGUUUGUGAAAUGGGCGUUUAGAGAAGGGGUGGAGAAAAAUUAUCCAAACCUCGUUAAAAUUGGAGACGAAAUUGUGAGAAAUUGUGGAGGGAUUCCUUUGGUAGUGAGAACUUUAGGGAGUGUGCUUUAUCAGAAUACGUAUAAACAUGAUUGGUUGUUGAUAAAAGAUUCUGACAGAUUGAGGCUACUAGAACAAGGGAAAGGUGACAUCCUACCGUCCUUGAAACUAUGUUAUGAUCAUCUGCCAUGUCACUUGCAACGGUGUUUUGCUUAUUGUUCAUUGUUUCCAAAGGGUUACCGUUUUGACAGUAAUUAUCAGGUUCAUUACUGGAUGGCGCUCGGUUAUCUUGCAUCCCCUAAUGAAAACGAAGAGCUGGAAGAUGUUGGGUUGCGGUACUUGAAGGAGUUAUUUUCAAGGUGUUUCUUUCAGGAUAUUGAAGAUAAUGGUUAUUGCCUGACCUUUAAAAUGCAUGACCUUAUGCACGAUCUUGCAAUAUCCGUGACGUCAAGAGAAUGCUCCAGGGAUAAUCCAGCACCCAAGCAUAUUGCCCAAAUUGUUCGACAUUUUUCAUUUAUUGACACUCAACAUUCUGAGAAAGUUGCAGAACUCUUGAAGAGCUUAAGAGCUACACGGACCACUCUUUUUCCGAGUUUACAAUCCAAGAAUGUUACUCAAUCCUUCGUUGGCAGUGAAAGCUAUUCAGAACUGAAUCCAACUGAGCCACAAGUCAAGUUCCCUAGUGAAGAAGUGCGAAUGAAACUUUCUGUGGCUGGUUGGGGUCAACAAGAAGUGAGAACAGCUUCUUUGAUGUUAAUAUGUUGUUAUGGGAAUUCUAAUCUUAUUGAGGAUCAAUCUUGCUCCAGUAUACAGCAGGCAUCAUGUAGCUUCACUCCAGAAGUUUCACCAUUCUCUUGCUCAGGAAGGGAAAGCUUUUCAGGACUGAACCAAAGUAAGCAACAGAGGGAUCAGGUUCAUUCUGAUGACUUCAGGAUUAAACUGACUAAUUUGAAGCGGCAGGAACAAAACAGAAAUGCUUUGAAAGACAAGUUAGUCAUAAUCCGGGUUGCCAAAAAUUGCUCAAAUUUGUAA
Pistacia vera is the source of this 1989-nucleotide messenger RNA. Its product is annotated as putative disease resistance protein RGA3. NCBI's taxonomy places the organism in Eukaryota, Viridiplantae, Streptophyta, Magnoliopsida, Sapindales, Anacardiaceae. Gene Ontology annotation, molecular function: ADP binding. The transcript has 5 exons. The coding region runs from base 1 to 1989 and encodes 662 amino acids. The record is from RefSeq and is a predicted model, not a curated record. Gene Ontology annotation, biological process: defense response to other organism.